AUGACUCUAUCUGACAUCUGGAGUUUCUUGGCCUUAGCUGGCUAUUAUAGGCAGUUUGUGGAAAGUUUCUCAAGUAUAGCUGCUCCUUUGUCUAAGUUGACUCAGAAAAAGGUCAAGUUCUCUAGGUCGGAUAUUUGUGAAGAGAGUUUUGAGAAGUCAAAAGUAAAGCUAACUUUGACACCAAUUCUGACUUUGCCAGAAGUUAAUAAUGGGUUUGUGGUUUAUUACGACUUAUCUAGGGUGGGCCUUGGUUGUGUGUUGAUGCAACAUGGGAAGGUGAUUGCCUAUGCAUCUUGGCAUUUGAAAAUGCAUGAGAAGAAUUAUCCUAUUUAUGACAUAAAGUUGUUGGCAAUUGUAUUUGCUUUAAAAAUAUGGUCUAUUUCUGAAGCUGAAUCUAAACAACUGCUACAAAAGUGCCAUUCAUCUCCUUAUGGUGGCCAUCAAGGGGGUGAACGAAUAGCUAGAAAGGUGUUACAAUCAGGCUUCUUUUGGCCAACAUUGUUUAAAGAUGUGGUUGCCUUUGGGAUAGAUUUUAUGGGACCAUUUCCACCAUCUCAUAGAAAUUUGUUUAUCUUAGUAGCAGUUAACUACAUGUCUAAGUGGGUAGAAGCUUCAGCUUUACAUAUGAAUGAUGAGAUAGUUGUAAUGAAAUAUGGUUUUAGGAACAAAGUGGCCACUACAUAUCAACCACAAAUGAGUUGCCAAGUAGAGGUAUCUAAUUGGGAGAUCAAGCAGAUUUUGCAAAAGACGGUCAAUGGUCAGUGUAAGGAUUGGUCUGAAAAGUUGGAUGAUGCACUAUGGGCAUAUAGGACAGCUAUAAAAUACUCUUUGGCACCUCUCCUUAUCGAUUGGAGAGGCAGCAAUUCAGACAUUGUGUCAAAGGACAAAGAACAUCCUGAUAUGGGAGCUAAGGAACAUGGUCUAGAUAAUAAUGCAGAUGAUACUGCAAAUGAUGAUGAUGUUGAUGAUGAAAUGGCUAAGGCCUAA
Molecule: messenger RNA, 987 nt
Organism: Capsicum annuum
Lineage: Eukaryota; Viridiplantae; Streptophyta; Magnoliopsida; Solanales; Solanaceae
Exons: 5
Coding region: 1-987 (328 amino acids)
Molecular function (GO): nucleic acid binding
Source: RefSeq, a predicted model, not a curated record